UUUUUUUCUUUUUUUUUUUCCUGGUUUGCUAAACGCUGCGGGCUCUUGGACGCCUGGCGUCUUAGACCCUUUGGGGGCCGCGAGAGCGCCCCCUUGUCCCGCCCCUUGGCGGGUUCAGCUUCCACCACCAUGGCUCCUGUGUCGGGCUCGCGUAGCCCUGAACGGGAGGCCUCCGGGGGAAAACGGCGCAGUUCGUCGAGGAGCCCUAAGCCCAGCAAGUCUUCCCGCUCCCCGCGGGGUCGCCGCUCUCGCUCUCGCUCUUGUUCUCGGCUCUGUGACCGGAAUGGUCUGAGCCAUUCGCUGAGCGGCUUCAGCCAAAGCUCUCGAAACCAGUCUUAUCGCUCCCGCUCUAGAUCGCGUUCUCGAGAGCGGCUCUCUGCGCAGCGGAGUGCCCCUUUUGCUUCUGCAUCCUCGUCUGCCUAUUAUGGCGGCUACUCGCGCCCCUACGGGGGCGACAAGCCAUGGCCAAGCCUGCUGGACAAGGAGAGGGAGGAGAGUCUGCGGCAGAAGAGAUUAAGUGAAAGAGAGAGAAUUGGAGAAUUGGGAGCUCCUGAAGUUUGGGGACUUUCUCCAAAGAAUCCUGAACCAGACUCUGAUGAACAUACACCAGUAGAGGAUGAAGAGCCAAAGAAAAGCACUACUUCAACAUCUAGUUCAGAAGAUGAAAAGAAGAAGAAAAGGAAAUCCGGUCAUUCAAAAGAAAGAUCCAAGAAAAGGAGAAAGAAAAAGUCAUCUAAAAGAAAGCAUAAGAAAUAUUCUGAAGACAGUGACAGUGACUCUGAGUCCGAAACAGACUCCAGUGAUGAAGAUACAAAAAGAAGAGCAAAGAAAGCUAAGAAAAAAGAAAAAAAGAGAAAACGGAGAACGAAGAAAUCUAAGAAAAAGAAGUCUAAGAAGAACAGAAAAGACUCCAGUGAUUCAAGCUCCAAAGAGUCCCAAGAAGAAUUUCUAGAGAAUCCUUGGAAGGAUCGAUCAAAGGCAGAAGAACCAUCAGAUCUCAUUGGCCCAGAGGCUCCCAAAACAAUUGCUUCCCAAGAUGAUAAGCCUUUGAACUAUGGCCACGCUUUGUUACCUGGUGAGGGUGCAGCUAUGGCUGAAUAUGUGAAAGCUGGAAAGCGAAUCCCGCGAAGAGGAGAAAUUGGCUUGACGAGUGAAGAGAUCGCAUCAUUUGAAUGUUCGGGUUACGUAAUGAGUGGUAGCAGGCAUCGUCGAAUGGAGGCCGUGCGACUGCGGAAAGAGAACCAGAUCUAUAGUGCAGACGAGAAGAGAGCCCUUGCAUCCUUUAACCAGGAAGAAAGACGGAAGAGGGAGAACAAGAUUCUGGCCAGCUUUCGGGAGAUGGUGUACAGGAAGACCAAAGGGAAGGAUGACAAGUGAGGACUUUCCCACUGUACAAGUGGACAUUUCUAACAUCAAAAAGGAAAUUGUGGGUUCUAGGCAUAAAAAGGUUAUUGUUUUGUUUGUUUUGGGGGUUAUUUUUUGAUGUGUGGUUUCAAGCAGUUCAGGUUGGCCUCGGGCUUUGUGGCGAAGGAUGACUCUGAGCUCUUGGUCUCCUGCCUCUACCUUCCAAGUGUUGAGAUUCCAGAUGUGUGCCACUAUGCCCAGCCAAAAAGGCUACUGCGCUCUGGAAUGGCUUUUCAGUGCUUCCGUGCCUUCUGAAUCCUUCAGUCCUUCAAUAAAAGAUGCUUGUUGAUACAA
Molecule: messenger RNA, 1698 nt
Organism: Alexandromys fortis (reed vole)
Lineage: Eukaryota; Metazoa; Chordata; Mammalia; Rodentia; Cricetidae
Gene: Nkap
Product: NFKB activating protein
Exons: 9
Coding region: 130-1377 (415 amino acids)
Biological process (GO): negative regulation of DNA-templated transcription
Cellular component (GO): nucleus
Molecular function (GO): chromatin binding
Source: RefSeq, a predicted model, not a curated record